Linum tenue is the source of this 3123-nucleotide messenger RNA. Lineage: Eukaryota; Viridiplantae; Streptophyta; Magnoliopsida; Malpighiales; Linaceae. The record is from the annotation of a GenBank genome assembly.
AUUCUUCCCCGCCCCCAAACGGCGGCGUUUCCCUUUUCCCGUCCUCUAAGCGCCUCGUUUUGUCGUUCCCUCUUUCACCCGCUACACUCGGUGGCUGCUCAAGGAAACGAAUCCACCUGAACAUGGCCGCUCGGAGAUUCUCGGUCACCUGCAACGGCUUCACUUUCGACGUCGAUUAUGACGCCGGUGACGGCUUUCAGGUUUUCAAGUUCCAGCUCUUUUCCCUCACCUCAAUCCCUCCAGACCAGCAAAAGAUCAUCGGAGAAGAUGACGGCUCCGUUAUAUCGGAUGAUUCUGAUCUCUUGUCCUCGUCCGGGAAGCUGAAAUUGGUGUCGAUCGACGACGAAAAACACGAUGAGGAGAGCAGCGCGCGAGGAGAAUCAGGCGAUGAUACCAGUUCUUUCCUCAAAUCCGACGAGGAAUUCGCGCGAAUGCUUCAGGCGGAGGAAGAGGCGUUAAUGCUGCAGCAUGUUGUAGCUACUGAACAGAGUGAGCAGUUUGAAGAGAGGCUGCGGCCAUACGUCGAUAAAGUCCUGCUGUAUGAGGAUCCAGUACGCCAAGAGGCAGCUCAGAAGACGGUUCCUGUCGAUGAGCUUGAGGAGAAGGCAUUGGUUUCUUUGGCCAAGUCUGCAUGUAUUUAUGAUUCAGGGGAAACAACUAUGUCGACCAUGGUUGCAUAAGCAGAGAGCUGCACGGAACUAGAUGCUGAGAGGUUAAGGCUCAUCGAUGAUUUAGGGGAGACAACCUUCUCACCAGCCUUCUACUAACAGACAUUUUCUCUCUCGAAAGGAUUGAUCUGCAUCUCUUCUCUUUGAAGGAAGAUACUUUUGUAACUUGUGUUAUAGCUGUCGUAGGACUUGUAUCCUUCUAUUAGUGAAUGAAUUUUUCUCUCUGUCCUAAUCUUGAUGUGAAGUUUUUCAUUUACUAUGGGUAUUUUGGAGUAAUGUUGAACUCUUCUUAGAAGAAACUUAGUCACCUUGCUAUGCGGUAGCUUUUAUGUUUAGGGCUUCUUCGUUAAGAUCGUUUUGAGGUGAGAAUUUCAAUGAAUGACUAGAACUGCAUAGUUUUUAAGAACGACAAUACUAGUUGCAUGCAUCAAUCGUGUAAACUUAAAUAUUUAAAAGGUCCACAGUAUGCAACUUGGUAAUCCAAACAGUAAAUAUAUUUCAGGAAGGGAGGUUUAAGCCAACAAAGGCUGAGCUAGACCAUGCUUUCCUACUCCAGCUGCUUUUCUGGUUCAAGCAGUCAUUCAGGUGGGUUAACGCUCCUCCUUGUGACUUAUGUGGCAAUACUACUGUUAACCAAGGAAUGGGUGCUCCUCUUCCCUCUGAAACAAAAUAUGGAGGGACUAGAGUUGAACUUUAUCGCUGUGAUUCUUGUUCAACCACCACUCGCUUUCCACGCUACAAUGACCCCUUAAAGCUCUUGGAAACUCGAAGAGGUCGUUGUGGGGAGUGGGCCAACUGCUUUACACUUUAUUGCCGUUCAUUUGGCUAUGAAUCUCGUCUGAUUCUUGAUUUUACUGACCAUGUCUGGACAGAGUGCUACUCCCGAGCUUUGGGAAGAUGGAUGCAUCUCGACCCAUGUGAAGCUGUUUACGAUAAACCACUGCUAUACGAAAAAGGAUGGGGUAAGAAGUUGAAUUAUGUAAUUGCAUUUUCAAACGAUGGAGUUCGUGACGUGACUAAGCGUUACACUAGGAAGUGGCUGGAGGUUUUGUCCAGGCGGAACAUCACCACCGAGCCGGUUGUAUCUGCUGCCGUCACCAAACUGACAAAUGAAUGCCGACGGAACUUCACAUCUUUAGCACUAUCCGUCCUCCAAGAUCGUGAUAACAAUGAGUCUGAGGAACUUGACAGAGAUUUACUUUCUCAAGACGAAGACUAUUCCUCUGUCUCAUUACCUGGAAGACAAAGUGGGGACAAGGAAUGGCGCCUUUCUAGAUCAGAAACCGCGCCUGACUCUAACGACUCUCUAAGCACUUCUUCCUGUCCAACUCGCACGUGCAUAGAUAAGCACGUGACGAGGGUUCACAAUGCAAUUGCCCGUCUACUAUCUCUAUGUGUUGAGAAUUCGGUUCCUCGGUACAGGGUCUCCGAGAUAUCAAAUAUAUUCAGGAAGAUGCUGGUGGAUGUCAGGAGUUCUUCGCAUAAGGCGAGGAGAGUUGUCGUUAAUCCAUUUAUCAUGCUUUUGUUCCCAUACUUUGACGAGUUGCUCCGUGCUCUGUCUCUGAAGUUCGAGAUAGGUGGUUACGGUAGAGUGGAGGUGUGUCUAGCUGGAGAGCCUGUGUUUACAUCAUUGUCAUUGCCCGUCGUUUUGGAUGCACUGGAAGAUCUUAUUAACUCUCUGAACAAGAUCAAUAGUUUAGACGGAGAUUCCCUUUCUUUGCCGCUUAUAAAAUCAAAUCGGAUUCAUUCGGGAAUGGUGGUUGCAAGUGGCGAAGAACUACCUUUUGGAAUUGCGACCUCGGCGUUUGAUGGAUUACGAGCUUCCAAAUGGGAGGAACCAAACGGUUCAAAAGGUGGAUGGAUCUUGUACAGACUAAAAGACGGCAUGGCAUGUGAAUUAGCGGCUUAUGAGAUAACGUCUGCCAACGAUGCCCCGGAGAGGGAUCCAAUGGAUUGGGUUGUAGAAGGAAGCACUGAUGGUGGAUCCAACUGGUACAUUUUGGACAAACGAGCUUCCCAGGUGUUCGAAGAUCGAUUUCAGUGUCGAUCAUUCGAAGUUCAGCGACAAGGUCUUUGCUGCAAUGUCUUCAGGUUCCGGUUUCUGGCAGUGAAAGAUAUUCAAUCUACUUCCCGGCUGCAACUGUGUAGUAUCAACCUGUAUACACGGGGCCAGUUAUCGCUUGAACUCUCUGAUUUUGAAGUCAUUGAUUAGGGCAAAACCCCACACAUGUUUCAUAUGUAUUUCAACAUCUGUAGCAUCGGCAUUCAUUUUUAUUAGGUAAAUGCUAUUUAUUAGUCUUCAAACAUCAGGAACUUUGAUGGGUGUUUUGGUCUGUACUUCAUUAUGCAUGAACAACGAAAAGAAAUGAGCUGGAUAAUAUGUGUUAGUAAGAAAACAAUGGAAAUCGAGGUUACUGAAAUCUCUCGCUGAGUCGCUGAUUAGGUAUGCCUAUUU